AUGCCAGACAAGGACGCAGGCGAAACAGAAUGGACCAUCUCAGGCCGCUACACAGGCCGGAGCGACAUUCCUUUAACUCCCCAUGGAGAAACCCAAGUUUCCUCUUCCGCUGGCGUUCUAGUCGGCCCCUCCAAAAUUAUCAAUCCUUCGAGGCUCGCGCACAUAUUCAUCUCUCCGCGAACCCGCGCUCGUCGCACAUUCGAAAUCCUCUUUGACGAAAAAACACAGCAACAACUUGCAGAUAAAACAGAAGUCACAGAAGAUAUUAGGGAAUGGGAAUAUGGAACUUAUGAAGGGUUACUGACUGCGCAAAUCAGAGCUGCGCGGAAGGAACGGGGUUUGGAUGCAGAGAGACCGUGGAAUAUUUGGACGGAUGGAUGUGAGGAUGGAGAAAGCGCGGAUGAAGUGAAGGAGAGAUUGGAUGGGGUUAUUGCGAAAAUCAGGGAAAUGCAGGGCCCGUAUAUGCAUGGGGAGAAGGGGGUGGAUGUUGUGUUGAUUGCGCAUGGACAUAUUCUGAGAGCGUUUGCGAAGAGAUGGAUUGGGUUUGAGUUGGGAAGAGCGUUGCCCAUGAUGCUUGAGCCGGGAGCUGUAGGUGUGUUGAGUUAUGAACAUCAUAAGGUUGAUGAACCGGCAUUUUUGUUGGGUGUAAACAUGGGUGCUAGCGAAGAGUAA
Messenger RNA from Botrytis byssoidea, 672 nucleotides. RefSeq lists its product as uncharacterized. The transcript has 2 exons. Gene Ontology annotation, biological process: ribose phosphate biosynthetic process. Gene Ontology annotation, molecular function: sedoheptulose-bisphosphatase activity. Lineage: Eukaryota; Fungi; Ascomycota; Leotiomycetes; Helotiales; Sclerotiniaceae. Bases 1 to 672 code for a protein of 223 amino acids. The record is from RefSeq and is a predicted model, not a curated record.